Molecule: messenger RNA, 1017 nt
Organism: Chaetomium fimeti
Lineage: Eukaryota; Fungi; Ascomycota; Sordariomycetes; Sordariales; Chaetomiaceae
Product: chaperonin 10-like protein
Exons: 3
Coding region: 1-1017 (338 amino acids)
Molecular function (GO): oxidoreductase activity, acting on the CH-OH group of donors, NAD or NADP as acceptor
Source: RefSeq, a predicted model, not a curated record
AUGCCUAGCUUUACCGUCUUCAAGGGUGGCAAGGAUGGCGCGCCCAAGAAGUCCACCACCCAGAAACCCGACCAGCUCGUCGGGGACCAGGUGCUUGUGAGAGUUACAGCAUCUGGCGUUUGCGGAACCGAUCUACACUACCUGAAAGAAGACAUGGUCCUUGGCCACGAGGGCGUUGGCGUCGUCGAGAGCGUCGGUCCCGACACCAAAUACCUCAAGAAGGGCGACCGCGUGGGCUGGGGCUACGAGACCGACAGCUGCGGCCACUGCCACGAGUGCAUCUCCGGGGAGGAGGUCUUCUGCGCCGAGCGGGCCAUGUACGGCGGCGCCCACCCCGACCAGGGCAGCUUCGCCUCGGGCGCCAUCUGGCGCGAGGCCUUCCUGCACCCCAUCCCCGACGCCAUCACCGACGAGGACGCCGCGCCCCUGCAGUGCGGCGGCGCCACCGUCUUCACCGCCCUCUACGACGUCAAGCCCAACGAGGUCGUCGGCAUCAUGGGCGUCGGCGGCCUCGGCCACCUGGCCAUCCAGUUCGCCGCCAAGAUGGGCUGCCGCGUCGUCGUGCUCUCGGGCUCCGACAGCAAGCGCGACCAAGCCCUGGCCCUGGGCGCCCACAAGUUCGUCGCCAUGAAGAAGGGCCUCGGCAGCAGCCGCGCCGACGAGCUCAGCGGCGGCGGCUCCUGGCUGCUCGACCGCCUGCUGGUCACCACGGCCGCCCAGCCCGCCUGGGACGCCCUCCUGCCCAUGAUGGCCCCCAAGUCGCGCAUCUACCCGCUCUCCGUCUCCGCCGGCAACCUCGUCAUCCCCUACAUGCCGCUCAUCCUCCAGGGCAUCACCGUCCAGGGCUCGCUCGUCGCCACCAGGACCGUCCACCGCGAGAUGCUGUCCUUUGCUGCCGUCCAUGGCAUCCGGCCUGUCGUCCAGACCUUCCCUAUGACCGAGGAGGGUAUCAAGGAGGCUCUGGAUAAGUUGGAGCAGGGUAGGAUCAAGUACAGGGCUGUCCUGGUGGCGCAGUGA